Molecule: messenger RNA, 1053 nt
Organism: Cannabis sativa
Lineage: Eukaryota; Viridiplantae; Streptophyta; Magnoliopsida; Rosales; Cannabaceae
Product: zinc finger protein 3
Exons: 1
Coding region: 190-807 (205 amino acids)
Biological process (GO): negative regulation of abscisic acid-activated signaling pathway
Source: RefSeq, a predicted model, not a curated record
CUAACUAUUCAAAACUCAUCAUCAUCAUCAUCAUCAAAUAUACAUAUAUAAAUACUCAUUCAUUUACCUCUCUAAUUUAUUUUCCUUUGCUUUCUCUUCCUUCCUUCUCUCUCUCUCUCUCUCUCUCUCUCUCUCUCUCUCUCUCUCUCUCUCUCUCUCUCUCUCUCUCUCUCUCAUAUAAUCAAAAAUAUGGAGUUUCAACCUAAUACUUCUCUUCAUCUAAGCCUACCUUACAAUCUUAACAACAACAAUAACAACAAUAAUUAUAACAAUAUAAAUAAUAAUGAUCACUAUGAUCAUCAUCAAGUUAACCUAAAUCUUGUUCUUGAUCACUCAUCAUCAUCUUCUUCCUCCUCUUCACUAAGUCCUUCAGAUCCUCCAAAGGUGUUCUCAUGCAACUAUUGCCAGAGAAAAUUUUACAGUUCCCAAGCCCUAGGUGGUCACCAAAACGCUCACAAGCUAGAGAGAACUUUGGCUAAGAAAAGCCGAGAGCUAACAUCGGCUUUAACUAGGGCUCAUCACAACGGUUCUUCCUCUGCAGGCUUCAACCAUGGACCCGCUCGGUCAAGUAGCACUAGAAGUGGCUCAGCUCAGCCUAGGCAAAGUCUCCACCCACCGCACCAUGGGAGCUGGCCCGUACUUGAUCACCAACACCAUGGAUUUUACUCGGGUCAAUAUGGUAAUUGUGACCAUCAUGAUCAUGACAUGAUUAGUUCUAAUUGGUCUUCAAGACCUAAUCAUCAUCUUCAUCAUCAUCAUCAUGUUCAGGAAGAGAUUGCUCAGCUUGAUUUGUCUUUGAGGCUUUAAAAUAAUAAUAAUAAAAAAAAGGUUUUAUUAUGAUUGAGUAACAUAAUUUGUUUAGUGUUUUUUUAAUGCUAUUUUCAAUUUUCUGAUUUGACUCCUUUUUUUUUUCUUCAUAUUAUAUAUUCUGAAAAUAUUAUCUCUGAGUAUUUUGUAUGGAUUAAUGGUAACUUUGAUGAGGAAGAUGUAGUUACCGAAUUAUUAAUUAAACAUCUACAUUAAUUAUUAUUGUUAUUACUUCCUAUCUUGAUC